This is a messenger RNA of Rubroshorea leprosula, 969 nucleotides long. NCBI's taxonomy places the organism in Eukaryota, Viridiplantae, Streptophyta, Magnoliopsida, Malvales, Dipterocarpaceae. The record is from the annotation of a GenBank genome assembly.
CGAGUGUUAUUUACCUCGAGAUGUCUCGCGAGCUAAAAAUUCCUUCUACGAAGCCUCUCCUCUCUGCUAUAAAAUUCAUCAACCAAUUAAAUGGAAAUUUUCUCUUUCAGAUCGAUUCAUCCUAUCCAACCGAUUGAGUUCCGUUAGGUCGUGCGCCACAGCGAAUCCUUUUCGUUUGUCCAUCUUUUCAUAUAUAUCUUGGUGGAGAUUCAGGUGGUGGUGCGGGAGCUGCUUUGGGGAUGAAUAUUCAGUGAAGAAUUGGAGAAGCUUGGGAAAGUUAUAGAGGAAGAUUUAGCAAACCAAUACUUUGACGAGGAAAUUCAAAUGCUGAUUUUUCCAAAGGACCUGUCGGUAACUUCAGAUAAGUUUCAACUCAAAGAUAACGAGGCCUUUUGUGGGGAGUCUGGAAUUACUGACAUGUUCAAAGACUCUGAGGAAAAGGAAGAACAGGAGUUCAAAGAACAAUUAAAUAAGCUUGAGGAAGAUUUGAAGAAGGAUGGAACAUUGGAAUUCUUGUCCUUGGAAGACCCUCAACCUGAAAUGUUGGCAGGAAAUGAUUUGGUGAGGCAGGAAUACUGCAACGAGUAUGGACUGCAGGUGCCUGUAAUUGGAGAGCCUCAUCAUGACCCUGCUGGCAUGAAAGGAGGAACCACUGCUGCUGCUGGAUCCUCUGGUGGUCCUGCCAUCCAAUGAAAAGUUUAACUUCACCUUGAUCCCACUUUAAUGUAGUUUCUUAUGGGACAUGUUACAUGGAUGAUGGAGGUUUUAUGGUUAUCUUGUCUUAUAGUAGCCAUGGAUUAUGUUGGUGCAGCUAUCAUCUAGAAUGAUAUGAACCUAAUUACAUGAACACUAAUUAGAUGGUUGUGUUGAAUGGGAUAUUUGCAAUGGAUGUUAAUUAUAUAAACUACAUGUUAUUUAGAGUGUUUUUUAGAGGUUUACCUUUCUCUUGAUUCCACAUUUAUGUAGCUU